Messenger RNA from Papilio polytes (common Mormon), 950 nucleotides. RefSeq lists its product as uncharacterized. The record is from RefSeq and is a predicted model, not a curated record. The transcript has a single exon. Lineage: Eukaryota; Metazoa; Arthropoda; Insecta; Lepidoptera; Papilionidae. Bases 101 to 853 code for a protein of 250 amino acids.
CUUCAGAUAGCGUUAAUAAUAUUAGAUAAGUAGUUUUCUUUUAAAGCAAUUCAAUACAUAUCGCGUACUUGACUAGUAUUUUUCAAGUGAAGCAUUCACAAUGAGUUUUAAAGACAAAGUAGUAUUUAUCAGUGGGGCAAGUUCAGGAAUAGGUGCAAAAACUGCUAUUGAAUUUACAAAAGAAGGUGCAAACGUUGUUAUUAAUGGACGAAACGAAACAAAAUUGAAGAACGUUUAUCAACAAUGUGAUGCGCAAGGUAAAAAACCUUUAAUUAUCAAAGCUGAUAUAUCUAAAGAUGAUGAGGCAAAAGCAGCUAUUGAAGAAACUAUAAAACAUUUUGGAAAACUAGAUAUUCUUGUCAAUAAUGCUGGUUUUACGAAACCUGGUAGCAUACUUGAUGGGAAUCUAUUAAAAAGUUACGAUGAGGUUAUGGGUACAAACGUAAGAGCUGCAAUGCAUUUAACAGCGUUGGCUGCUCCACAUUUAAUCAAAACAAAAGGCAAUAUAGUAAACGUAUCCAGUAUAUCUGGUAGUUCGAUGCCAUUGAACCCACAAUUGAUAUCUUACUGUGUUUCUAAAGCAGCAUUAGAUCACUUUACACGUUGUUCAGCUUUAGAAUUAUCUGAACAUGGUGUUCGUGUGAAUGCUGUUAGUCCUGGUCCAGUAAUAACUGAUUUUCGAAGGAAUGCUGGCAUAGGAGAAGAUAUAACUGAACGAGAAAAUCUUUCGGCCUUGAAAAGGAUAUCGGAAUCAAUUGAAAUUGCCGACUUAAUUUUGUUUUUAGCAAGUGAUAAAGCGAAGGGGAUAACCGGGUCUAAUUAUGUUUCCGACAAUGGCUGUCUACUAAAAUAAAUUUUAACAUUGUCUUAGUAAAAAACGGUAUUUGUUGAUUAUUGCAUUUUUAAUAAACUGUAACUAUGUAUCGUACUAUUAUAAUGUUUAAAUACAA